This is a messenger RNA of Phascolarctos cinereus (koala), 5016 nucleotides long. RefSeq names its product SIM bHLH transcription factor 1 (gene SIM1). Gene Ontology annotation, molecular function: DNA-binding transcription factor activity, RNA polymerase II-specific; protein dimerization activity; RNA polymerase II transcription regulatory region sequence-specific DNA binding. Gene Ontology annotation, biological process: regulation of transcription by RNA polymerase II. The record is from RefSeq and is a predicted model, not a curated record. NCBI's taxonomy places the organism in Eukaryota, Metazoa, Chordata, Mammalia, Diprotodontia, Phascolarctidae.
GCUGGAGAGAGGGAGACUAGGAGUGAAGUUGAGGCUAAAACCCUUUAGCUAUAAAGAAGUUAUUUGGAGUGUAUUUUUUUGCUUUCAAUUAGGCAAAAUAGCUACUUCGUGACAAUUACCAAAGAAGAUUCUAAGGCCAUCUUACCUGAACCAAAACCUAUAAUCUCUUCUUCGUCCCCCUCUCCCACGCAUCUCCCUAAAAAAAAAAUAAAACCAAACCCCAAACCCUAAUAAUUAAGAUAAAGGAAGCAGAAACACUCUGCGUAUUAACAGCAGAGAAGAGGGUAAAGUUUCUCUAGUUGGAUGGUAGUAAUGGUUGCAAUUAAGAGUUGGGCUCCUUACCUACUGCAGACUUCGGGGACUGAAGUGGCUUGAAAGAAGUUGCAUCGAAUAUCAGAUCCACCUUCAAGAAAUCAGAGCCGUCUUUGAGGCCUGGGGAUUGAGUGCUGAAAUUAAAAAGACUGGAAUUAUUAUGUCUGUUUUCCGACGACCAAUGUUUGCUGCCUGGAACAGAAGAGAAGCUUGGUUCCUCGAUGGUCCUAUUGACAUAUAGUGUCCUGAAGAUACACUUGGAUUUUCGAAUCUGCAUUGGAAAAUCAUCUUUCCUAUACUCUUGUUUUCUGCCUUUUGGUUUUGUUUUGUUUUGGUUUUGGUAAAUAUUUUUAUUGUCCGAUUCUGGUCUUUUAUUGCUGUCAUAUAUCCCUACAGUUAAAAAGACGUAAACUAUUUCACUCAAGGUACUUUUUUUUUUGGCCAAACAUGAAGUGUAGCUGAAAAUUUCUGUGGUUUUUUGGAUGAAUCUGCGGAGCUUAAAUUCAAAGAAGAAAGGGGGAAAAAGGCACAAUGAAAGAGAAGUCCAAAAAUGCUGCCCGGACUAGACGGGAGAAGGAAAACAGUGAAUUUUAUGAACUGGCUAAAUUACUGCCUUUGCCCUCAGCCAUCACCUCUCAGCUGGACAAAGCAUCCAUAAUCAGGCUCACCACCAGCUAUCUAAAAAUGAGAGUGGUUUUCCCAGAAGGGCUCGGAGAAGCUUGGGGCCAUUCGACUCGUACCAGUCCCUUGGAUAACGUCGGUCGGGAGCUGGGGUCCCAUCUCUUACAGACCUUGGAUGGUUUCAUCUUUGUGGUGGCUCCAGAUGGGAAGAUCAUGUACAUUUCGGAGACUGCAUCUGUCCACCUGGGUCUUUCUCAGGUAGAAUUAACUGGGAACAGCAUUUAUGAAUAUAUCCACCCAGCAGACCACGAUGAGAUGACUGCAGUGCUCACAGCCCACCAGCCCUACCACUCUCAUUUUGUACAGGAGUAUGAGAUAGAGCGCUCCUUUUUCCUGAGGAUGAAGUGUGUCUUAGCCAAGAGGAACGCUGGCCUCACUUGUGGGGGUUAUAAGGUCAUUCACUGUAGUGGUUACCUAAAGAUCCGCCAGUAUAGCCUGGAUAUGUCCCCUUUCGAUGGCUGCUACCAGAAUGUGGGCUUGGUAGCUGUGGGCCAUUCACUGCCCCCCAGUGCUGUGACAGAGAUCAAACUACACAGCAAUAUGUUCAUGUUUCGUGCCAGCCUGGACAUGAAGCUCAUAUUUUUAGAUUCCAGGGUGGCUGAACUAACCGGCUAUGAGCCACAGGACCUGAUUGAGAAGACCCUUUAUCAUCAUGUCCACGGUUGUGACACCUUCCAUUUGCGCUGCGCGCAUCACCUGCUGCUGGUGAAAGGGCAGGUGACCACAAAAUAUUACCGGUUCCUGGCAAAGCACGGGGGCUGGGUGUGGGUACAGAGCUACGCCACCAUCGUGCACAACAGCCGCUCCUCACGGCCCCAUUGCAUCGUCAGCGUCAACUAUGUCCUCACAGAUACAGAAUAUAAAGGACUGCAACUCUCACUGGAUCAGAUCACAGCCACCAAACCAUCCUUCUCCUAUACCAACACCACACCCACCAUAACUGACAACCGAAAGGGGAACAAGCCCCGCCUCUCGAGCACAAAAUCAAAAUCCAGGACAUCUCCAUACCCUCAGUAUUCUGGAUUUCACACCGAAAGAUCUGAAUCGGAUCAUGACAGUCAGUGGGGAGGAAGCCCACUCACAGAUACUGCAUCUCCACAGUUACUGGACCCUUCAGAAAGGCCCAGCUCCCAGCAUGAUGCUUCGUGUGCCUAUAGGCAGUAUUCAGACCGUACUUCUCUUUGCUAUGGCUUUGCACUGGACCAUUCCAGGCUGACAGAUGAUAGGCAUUUUCAUACCCAGGCCUGUGAAGGAGGCCGAUGUGAGGCAGGUCGAUACUUCCUUGGUACCCCACAAGCUGGGAGGGAGCCCUGGUGGGGCUCUCGUUCAGCACUGCCCCUUACCAAGUCCUCCCCAGAAAGCAGAGAAGCCUAUGAGAACAGUAUGCCACACAUAACCUCCGUUCACAGAAUUCAUGGGAGAGGUCACUGGGAUGAAGAUAGUGUGGUCAGUUCUCCAGACCCUGGGUCUGCCAGCGAAUCAGGUGACCGCUAUCGUGCUGAGCAGUACCAGAGCAGCCCCCAUGAACCCAGCAAAAUUGAAACUCUGAUAAGAGCCACCCAGCAGAUGAUUAAAGAGGAAGAGAACAGAUUGCAGCUCCGGAAAGCCCCUCCUGACCAACUGGCUGCCAUUAAUGGAGCAGGGAAAAAACACUCCCUUUGUUUUGCCAACUACCAGCAGCCGCAGCUGACUGGAGAGGUCUGCCAUGGCCCUUCUCUUGCCAACACUUCCCCAUGUGAGCACCUUCAACAAAGAGAAGGGAAGAUGAUGAGCCCUCAUGAAAAUGACUAUGGCAGCAGCCCCACAGCCUUGUCUAGGAUAAGCAGUCCCAACUCGGAUCGUAUUUCUAAAUCAAGCUUGGUAUUAGCUAAAGACUAUCUCCAUUCAGACAUGUCCCCUCAUCAGACAGUAGGAGAUCACCCAGCAGUCUCUCCGAACUAUUACAGUUCUCACCGGCAGUAUUUUGAUAAGCAUGCUUACACAUUAACUGGGUAUGCCCUGGAGCACUUGUAUGACAGUGAGGCCAUUAGAACCUAUUCCUUGGGCUGCAAUGGCUCCCACUUUGAUGUAACUUCCCAUUUAAGAAUGCAGCAAGACCCAGCACAAGGACACAAAGGGACAUCUGUUAUAAUAACCAAUGGGAGCUGAUGUUUUUUUCUAAAAAAAAUGUGCUUUAAGGAUAUCUUUGAAACAUAGUUGGAACAUAUAUAUGUUUUAAUGCCCUUGUUACCAGCAUUUAAUAUACCACAGUAUGUUAGAGAGAAUAACCUAAGCUACUGAAGCUACUGGGUAUGAAUUGACACAUGUUACUGUAAAAAAAAAAUAAGAAAUGCACUAGCAUUCAGGGUUACAGCGAAUGGAAUUAAAGUGAACCUGUAACUUGCCCCCAGAAUUUAUGGGAGCCAGAAUGGAUAAAGUCACAAUUGAAAAUACCAGUGUAGAUCAAGCAAGCAAUUUGUGCAAAUUGUAAAAGUUCUAGUUGGAAACGCCACAGAGGGAAGACCCAGUGAGCUGCAUGGGCACAGAUCGCUAGUCACAAAACUGCUAUGCACCCUUGACAUGCAGAAAUUUGGAAUGUAGACCAUAAAAUGCACAUGCCAAAAAUGGGUAACUUUUCUUAACCCUAACAUGUGAUUGCUUCUUCAUGGUGUGAAGAAGCCGUUGCUGUUCCCCGAAGAAGAGAAUGAGAGAUCUCAGAGAAAAGGUUUCUUCCCUGUGGUCUCUUAGCCGUUCUGACACAUUUGGUCUAGGCAUAAAUUAGAGAUGUGGUUCUGGCUAUGGCACUGGACAUAUUUCUCACAUGGUAUCUAUUAGAGGCAAUCAGGAAGUGGCAAUUUUCAUUCUGCUUUUGAGUCAUAGAAAGGGACGUGAUUGCACUGACGUAGAAGUAAGGGGCUGUGUUAAGUAACAGCAAUUAGAUGUUGGAACACGCACCAAGAAUGGAGAGCGCUCAAUUAAAAGAAAUUCAGGGGAGGCAAUGAGACCAGAAACAGAGAUAAACGAAAAGAUUUCCAAGAGCAGACCAUUUCGGGUUCAGACUGUGUGUGCCAUUAGUAAUCAACACAUUAAGAGUUUUUGAAAAAACAGCUACAGAACAACCCACCAGGAAACAAGGCUGAUAGACAGGAAGUGUGAAAAGUAAUUAAGAAAAACAGGGGAGGUACUGCAUGAAAUGAUUGGAAGUGUUUGAAAACAUUGCUAAAUAUAAUUGUGCAAAUGUAAAAACACGUGGAAAGCCAGUAUAGUGAAGAAAUAAUCUGGCUUCAAGAGAAUGUUUAAGUGGAAAGCUUAGAGUAAGGCACAGGACUUUGAGAUGUAAUAUUCUGAAUGAAGGAAAAGACAAAGUAUUGCAAAAUCUGCCUACUUGGAUUUCUUAUUGUUUUUUUAAAGACAGUUGCUGGUUCUUGAGGCAUGUUUGGGUAGUAAGAAAGAUCACUUCACUCGAUGAAUAGCACUAGUCUUUGUCAGGAACCCUAGGUUCCAUUAUUGACUCUCUCACUAACCUGCUAUGUGAAUCCAUAUAGAUCACAUAACCAUCCUUCCUGCUUCUCAGGUUUAUAAUUUAUAAAACAGAGAGGUUAUAUUAGAUAACCUAUCUCUAAAGUAAUUUGUUGUUCUAAAAUCCUGUGAUUCAUUAGUUCAGGGAAAUUGGAUUUAAUUGAAAGAUUCUGUUGGUUUGCUCCAUCAUGCCUUGGGAAUGGCAGGAAUUUUCAUUUCUGGGUGUUGUGCCACUCACACAGCUACAUGGCUGAUCUGUAAUUAAAUCAGACCCUUUGAAUCUCCCAGGUAUGUUCAGUUCUGCCAACCAUGUGUAAACCUAGUCAAAAUGUAUAUGGCAGGAUCUGAUUAGGGAACAAAGAAGAAAAGUAAAUUUUCGUCUCAGAGAGCACGCCGGCUUUGCUUAACGAGAUAUGUUCUAGAAAUCCAUAGAGAAUGUUAUAGAUGGCAUAGGGAGGUAGUUCAUAAACUUAUUCUUUUUUAAAACUUUUUUUUAAAAUUAGGCAGUUGGGGUUAAGUGACUUG